AUGACGACCAACACAUCCACUAAAACUAGUUUGAGUAUGAAGCUUCUGAUAGACACAAAGGGUAAGAAAGUGCUGUUUGCAGAAGCUUCUAAGGAAGUGGUGGAUUUUCUAUUUACCUUUCUUCAGUUGCCACUUGCUAUCGUCGUCAAGCUUUUAACCAAGGAAGAUGCCGUUGGUUGCUUAGGUAAUCUCUAUUCUAGCGUUGAAAACCUCAACCAUAUUUACAUGCAACCAAACUUAUCUAAGGAUCUUCUCCUUCGUCCAACCGUUCUUGGCCCUACUUCACCUUCCAUCUCCGGCCUCCUCCCUUCAGCUGCUGGAAUGAUAACGCCAAAGCUGUACGGGUGCAACAAUAGUAACUGCAAGACUAUAUCAGAUGUGUAUAACUCUCUUUGUGGCACUUGUACGAAUUAUCCUUAUCAUAAUAUGACGAAGGAAACGACCUAUAUCAAGGGUAGAGCUUACAACAAUAAUAAUGGGUUUGUGAAAGAAGCAGUAAGUUAUAUGAUCAUGGACGAUCUUGUCAUUAAACCCAUCUCAACCAUAUCCAGCAUCACCAUGCUUAAUAACCAGUUCAAUGGCAAGAACGUUGCUAUCUUGAAAGACGCUGUUGUUCAACUCGGCAUGAAAGAGGGCUUGAAGAUACUGAAGACAUGUAUGCAAGAGUCUGACAUGGUUCUCACAAGCGUUUUCUUAGAUUCCUGA
This is a messenger RNA of Arachis stenosperma, 705 nucleotides long. RefSeq lists its product as uncharacterized. Bases 1 to 705 code for a protein of 234 amino acids. The transcript is spliced from 2 exons. NCBI's taxonomy places the organism in Eukaryota, Viridiplantae, Streptophyta, Magnoliopsida, Fabales, Fabaceae. The record is from RefSeq and is a predicted model, not a curated record.